AUGGGGCGUCGGACACAGGAAGACAACAACGCGCCACCAAUGAAAAGAUGUGGCAUCCACUUCCCCUUGGGGUCGGACAUUCUUAGAAUCCAAUAUCAGCCAUCUCACAACAUCAAGAUUGAGUGCCCACUCUGGCUGAAUGGAAAUUUCAUAACUAAAGACUAUGGUAAAACUUUGGAUGCCCUGUUCAUGGUCGAAAGUCUCGCUAUCAUUGGCAUGCUAGUUCAUUCCCUGAAGUUGAAAGCCUUGGUUCUGGAUAAGACAGCGCUGCAGAAAGCAGAGAACAUUUCUUUUCGCUACAACACGAACAUCCAUUUUGUCCAUCUCCAUGAUCUAAUGAUGAGGAAGAUGAGCUCGAAGGAUAUGCAUACAAUUAUGGAACUGAUGGGGGUCAAAGUUCUAUCAUGGGGAAUUAACGCAUGCUCAAAGAUGGUUAUUAUCAAGCUAUACAUUCUAAAUGCUGGUGACGAUAUUGAGUGCGUGGCAUGGAAAAACCUAAGACAACAAAUAAACAGCAAUAUGCUCCUCCAAGUUCAGCUGUGGUACAAAGAUGAGGAUAUGGCAAAGACUACGAAACAUAAAGUAGAGCUCCAUGGGGCAUUAAUAGACAGGAUCAAGAAAGAGAAUGCCAAAAUUAGGGUGUUCAAUAUAGUCACAAAGAAAGAGAUGGUGUUGUAG
Molecule: messenger RNA, 678 nt
Organism: Guyanagaster necrorhizus
Lineage: Eukaryota; Fungi; Basidiomycota; Agaricomycetes; Agaricales; Physalacriaceae
Exons: 4
Coding region: 1-678 (225 amino acids)
Source: RefSeq, a predicted model, not a curated record